Messenger RNA from Magallana angulata, 5847 nucleotides. RefSeq lists its product as uncharacterized. The record is from RefSeq and is a predicted model, not a curated record. Bases 305 to 5704 code for a protein of 1799 amino acids. Gene Ontology annotation, molecular function: hydrolase activity, acting on ester bonds. NCBI's taxonomy places the organism in Eukaryota, Metazoa, Mollusca, Bivalvia, Ostreida, Ostreidae. The transcript is spliced from 11 exons.
GUGUCGGACUCCUGCACCCUUUUCAUCUGCGUAUGAAUGCAUGUACAUAAUGUGCAUAACUUUAUCAAGCUAACACUUUAUUAAGUUGAAACUGCAUACUCUUUUUUAAAAAUGAAAAUUAAAAAAAAAAAACAACCAAUAAUUUCUUAUAUCUUCUACUUAUAAACAAGUAUUUUCAAUAUAAGUUACAAUUUAAAACGCAUUCUAAGAACAAAUUGCUUCAGAGUCUGGGAAGAACUCUUUCGUGUUGGAGGGAUAAAAUGUAGUAACAUGUGCGCGGGAAAGAGAUGGUGCCUGAGUCAACAUGCCUGUGGAGAGAAAAAAGAGACAGGAUGGUGGACUGAGGAGAAUAUUCGAGCGGUCUUUGCAGGACCUAAAAACAGAUGUACACAAUGAGGUAGAUUCAUCAGCAAACUUGGACAGCAGUCCUCCAAAGAAUCAUUCAUCACCUAAACAGUCGAACAGCACAAACCAAGCAGCCGACAUGAGUUCUGGUCCCUCACAAGAGAAGUGCACUACACCAGAUAAAGACAAACUUAUUCAGACCAGCUUGGAUGAUCUUAAUCCUUCUCCUCAGACAGUGAAGGACAAGGGAGCUUGUGUUGAUUUGGGAGAGGAUCUGAAGGUGGUGGAUGGUUUACAGGAAUCUAUUGUAGACCCUAAAAAAUUUGUAGAUUGUAAAAAUAAAAUAGAAAUUAAAAAUGAUUUAACAAAAAGAACUGAGAAAGAAAAUGUAAACAUAAAAGCUAGAAGUGACAAACCUUUGGGUAAAACUGUACAACAGAAAUGUGAAAAAAAGGAAAAUGAUAAGAACGAAGAUAGGGAAAGAAGAUCAAGUCCAAAGAGUAAUCAGCAAGAGUUAAAAAGCAGACUAUCUCAGGAGACGUCUGGUAGAGAGGCUGUAAAUAGCAGAAGACAUUUGUCAUCAAAAGAAACAGGUUCUAAAAGCAAAAGAAAAGAAAGUGAAAGAAGAUCAGCAAGCAAUCAUGAUAAAGACAGAAGAAAGGAAAGGAGAAGAUCCAGGGAUAACAAGAAGAGGUUGGAAAGGUUCUCUGAAGAAAAGGAAGACCUCAAAUUAACUAAAGGAGUUGAAGUUCCUGGCUUGUCAGAUCCAAAAUGUGGUAAUUUUAAGGGUAGAAAUGAAAGGAAAGGAUUUGGGACGCCUGCUAGCAUAGGAGAAGACUGGAUGCCAGAGCUUUUGAACAUUCCACUUUUGGAUUCUACAAAAAUCAUCCUAGAGCAAGAAACACUGCCAGGAGUGCAUCAAAAUAAUGAACUAAGCAAAGGGGACCAAACACAGAUUGGUAAAACUGAAAGUAAUGAGGAUCUUCAUAAAACAGUGUCAAUAUCUGUGAAAACCAAUGACCGAAAACUUGAGGAAAAUGAAGUAUCAAAUGAUUUGACUGGCACAUACAGAAAUGAUUCAGAUUCAGCUAAUCAUGUUGAGGAACUUUGGGAAUGUCAAGAUAUAGCAGUACAUUUUAGGGAGAUUUAUCCUGAUAAAAUAAAAAAGAUUGAUGUGAAAAUUUCGGAUAUUUCUUUAGCCACUAUUGAUGAGGAGAGCCAGUCUUCUUUGAAGGAAUUGUUUGAAGACAAAAACAGCCAAGUAUCUCAUAUUUAUGAGAUGAAGACAUCUUUAUGUGAUGAUGAUGGAAUGGAGAAAGUAGAAAAUGAACUUAUGAACGAUCAAAAUGAUGAUUUUGCCAUAAAUCGUGGAGAGUUAUCUGGUACACAAAGUGAAGAGAGGGUACCACCUAACCACUGCAGUGAAAACAAAAACGAAAUUGAUAGUGCAUCUGUGGAUGAAUGUGUUGUGAACCAUGGUGCCAGGAAUACCUCAUAUCCUGACUGUAGUAAAGAGAAAGAUCAAGAUAAAUGUGAUGAAAAAUUGAUAGAAGACAAUUUCGUUGAAGAAAGUAUCUUAGCAGCUGGGGACUGUGUGUCCGUAAGGGCAAAACCAAACAGUUCAGACUUGUCAGAGGACUGGGGGAGUGACGACACAAUGACACAAUCUGACGCUUAUCACUUACUGCUGAAGGACAAAAUAGUGGCUUUGGAAAGCAGGAUGUCAACUAUUCAAAGUUUUGGUCCUAGAGGACAAAUGAGAGGGAGCAGGUCAAGGGGUAAACACAGGCGAAGCAAUAGUCCCUUCCAGUCCUAUCUAAAAACCAUUCACUUUGGAGAUGGAACUAAAGUUGAACAAAGUGAUAGCCCUGAGAAGAGGGAUGUAAUUAGUGCUGAUUUCACUGAGAAUGAUUUAAAUGAAAACUGUAUAAUAUCUUUGAGGGGCGAAGAGCAAGAGGAAACAUUCUGCAUGGAUAGCAGUGUGCCUAAAAAUGAGGAACAUCCACCUCAGCAAGAAAGCCAGAUCAGUCUGAAUACCUUUAGUACUGGUAACUGGCCUCGUCAUCCUCCAGGAUUCUUCACCAAUCCUCCCUCUUGUUCCAUAGUGAGUUCUUUGAUGUCAUCAUCACAACCAUGGUUUGGAGAAAGAGUACCCAAUGAUAGUAAAGUGAAAUCUUCUAGUGAAAAGGUCAACGAGAAGAAUGCAGACUACAGUCUAGAGAAGUACCAGUAUAGUUUAUGUGAUGAUAACGGUAAGGGUUCAUUGACAAAUCAGACAAAAUUAGCUUUGGAUGAAGACAAAGCAGGUGAAGAAAUCACUGGAGAGGAAAAUUGGGAAGACAGUUUGUAUGAUGAAAAGGAGCUGGAACUGCUUAUGGCCAAGUCUAAAAUCAUGGAUUCUUCAGCUGUGGUUCCAAGUAACUGGGUUAGUGAUGCUUGUGACGGGGUUCAUGAUGAUUCAGGUUUGGAGCAGUGUGUUCCUGAAGAUAAAGAGGCCCCAACUUCCAGUAUGGAGAGUCUGAGUAUUCAACUUCCCUCCAGCAGCUGGUGUAACUCCCAAAACACACUUAGUGAAAUACCCACCAUAUCGGAGUAUGAAAACAGUGUGAAAGGUGAGGAAUCGGACUUGCAGUGUGAAGAUUCCUUGGAAGAUGGAAUCCAGAAGGACAACUACCAUGUACCUGCAGUUCUUGAUGAAAAUGAUGAGAAAUCCAUUAGAAGAGACCAAAGUAAAAGGCAAAAGUUAGAUGAUGCUUUGGAAGAAAUGGAUAAGAGGAAUGUAGUUUCUGCAAGUAGAGGGAGCAGUAGGAAUGGAUUAAGGUGUCAGUGCCCUUCUGAAUGUGUUCAGUUUUGGAUGUGGAGAAGCUGUUUGUGUCAAAUGCCAUACUUGUACAAGAUACAGAGUGAAGCAGACGGCAGUCCUACCAGAGACUUGAUCUCAAACCAACAAUAUGUAUAUCCUGCUGACCAGAAUAAUAAUGCACCAUCAGAUGACAACUUAAAAGGUGACAUUAGUGACGAUGUUCUCAAGAAGUGGAAGUUGACUGGCUUCUUGAAAAAAUCUCCUGCUCGAAAGUCUCAAAAGAAGGAUGAAAUUAAGUCACCUGAUUUUUCAGAGAUGGUUUUCAAAGAAAACUGUAGUGGAAUAAAGGAUUUUGCAAAGGAAUCUCCUGAUAUUGGAAGCACUGACCAUGAAAAGGACAUCAAAGCCUCCCAAUACAGAGUUUGUGGACCUCCUGGAGAUUCUAGGUGGGACUUGGACAGAAAACAGGAUAUUUCCAUUGAUAAUGAACAGCAAGAAAGUAGCUAUGAUAUUGAUGAUUCUGAGGCUUUGGAACUAGCUGAUGGGGACUCUGGAGAUGAAUUUUUGAUAGAGGCAGUGAACAGUCAAACCAGUGAGGAAGCGGAUAACAUUCUGGACCCAAAUAUGAGACAAGGAGCAAACAGAAAUCUGCACAAUCAGCAGCAGCAUCCAGAUAUGUACCCAACUGCACAGUCAAUGGAUUGCCUGAAUUACCCUCCAAACUAUGUUCCCUAUUCUCCGCACCAAACAGCAGGCUACCCAGGGGCUGCAGUGAGCCUGGGGCGGGGCUACCCUGGCCUCUAUCCAGACCCUUAUUACCCCUACCCACCUCUGUACAUGAAUGGUGGAUACAGCAGACAGCCUUUUGUUGACGGACAGAUGUAUCCUGAACACCUAGGGUAUUAUUCACCGAUGUAUUACCCUUACUACAUGAUGGUUAGCGGAUGGCGGGAAAUGACCAUGCAGUACAGAGAAUCUCAGUCUGGAUCGUUUCCCAGAUUCCAACAUCCCUCUACUCGAUGUGUGUAUGAGAGUCAAGACCAUCCAGCAGGAAGAUCUCGGAAAGAAUCAGAAAAAAGCAACAGAGAUGCAGUGCAUGGAGACAUGGAAGAUCAAGAUUGGCAUCGUCAAAACACUCAUGACAGGCAUCCUUGUUCUACGAAAACAAUGGAAGACACAAAUGAUAGCACCACUGCAGUUUUUGCUGAAGAAUCAGCAAAGAAAAAUAAUGGCAAAUACCUUCCACCACACAAGCGAAUUCAAUGUGCUUAUGAUAACUCUGUUGAGGGAGAAAGCAGGACAGGCAGUCGAUUCAACAAUCUCCAUUCUCAAGUGUAUAGAAAAUCUCAUUCACACCUGCACCACUACGCAGUAGAAAAUCAGGGAAGUGGUAAUGUAGACAAGUGCGGACCAAUGGACAACCUGAAGUCUGCAUCUUCUGAACAAUGGCAGCAUCAUUCCAGUUCACAGAACCCAAGUGGAGACCAAAGCUCUGUGUUACAGGGACUGCAUCCAUUCAGGGAGACAGUGCCGAGAUCCCCCCAAAAGACAGCUCAAGCCACAAGAGUUCUAGAAAGAGAGCCGUCAGGCUGUAAUUUACUGAUAGCUCCUAGCUCCACGGAAUCCACUCCCACCUCCAGCCUUCCACGGUGUGGAAGAUUCUACCAGCAACAGGACAGGGAGUUUGAUCCGGUCCCAGUGGACUGGAAGACUGCUUUCCAGGAAAGAUGCAGAGACUAUGGUGUGGACUACAUAGACUCUCACUGCCACAUUGAUUUCCUUUUUAACCGCAUUGAUUUUAGGGGCAAAUGGUCAGAUUUUCAAGCUCAGAAUGCAGAAACUUUUCCUCCUAGUUACCAUGGAUGUGUAGCAGUUUUCUGUAAUCCAAACAGUUUUAAAUCAGAAGGUCUUUGGAAGAGUUUAAGCAAGGAGAACAAUGUCUGGUUGGCAUUUGGAUGUCAUCCCAAAAAUGCCCGAGACUUCGGCAGGUGGUGUGAAGAAGGCCUGAGGAGGUGCCUCAGAAACGAGCGAGUGGUGGCCCUGGGAGAGAUAGGCCUGGAUUACUCGGGCAUGUUUAUUGAGACCAAAGAACUGCAGAAAACUGUGUUCAAGAAGCAGAUAGGUAUGGCACUGGACAUGAAGAAGCCCCUGGUGAUCCACUGCAGGGACGCCGAGCAGGACUGUCUGGACAUCCUGAAGCAGAUGGUGCCCCGGGACUACAAAAUUCAUUGUCAUUGUUUUACUGGAGAUUUUAAAUCAGCCAAGUUAUGGCUGGACCACUUCCCCAAUCUGUACAUUGGACUGACCCCCCUCGUGACCUAUAGGACGGCCACAGGGGCCAGGGACGUGGCCAAGUUCAUUUCACUGAGGAGACUGCUGCUGGAGAGUGAUGCUCCUUACUUUGUCCCUAAAACUAUUCCCAAAGAAGCAAUGAAUUUCUCCCACCCUGGUCUGUGUGUUACGGUGGCAGAGGAAGUGGCCAGGCUAAAGAAUAUCCCUGUCCGGACGGUCCUGGAGGCGUGCAUAGAAAACACGAAGGACAUGUAUGGCAUCUGAGUACAGACACCCAGGAAACCCAGCAGUGUGGGCCUUGUCAUUAUUGACAUGAAGCGGCCAUAUUUCUUUUGUUGAUUCUAGUCAGUGACUUCAAAUUAGUUCAGUCUUCUUAUAAGAUUGUUAAUAAAGACCUUGAUAGAUUG